AUGAAUCCAAUCCUAUUCAGUUGUAUAAUCUUAUUAUUAAUAUAUAUUUAUUACAAUUUCCGUGGUACAAACAUGUCAGAAGAUAAAAAAUUAACCCAAGAGGAGCUCGAUCUGGAAAACUUUAAUCCAGAUAACUUGAUGAUUAACAUGGGUGGGAAACAGGUACCAUUCAGCUCAAUUAACAAGCCCCAUCAUGUAGUAAUUGAUCCAAAGCAACACAAACCUCAAGUUGAUCCAAAUUCGUUUCCAGAUGUCGAACCUGAAGCUAAGGCUAGAGAACAGAAGUUGGAAGAAGAACGUAACAAUUUGAAGGAAAAAAAGGACAGCUAA
This is a messenger RNA of Debaryomyces tyrocola, 330 nucleotides long. The record is from the annotation of a GenBank genome assembly. Lineage: Eukaryota; Fungi; Ascomycota; Pichiomycetes; Serinales; Debaryomycetaceae.